Messenger RNA from Spizellomyces punctatus DAOM BR117, 1612 nucleotides. RefSeq names its product diphosphomevalonate decarboxylase. NCBI's taxonomy places the organism in Eukaryota, Fungi, Chytridiomycota, Chytridiomycetes, Spizellomycetales, Spizellomycetaceae. Gene Ontology annotation, biological process: isopentenyl diphosphate biosynthetic process, mevalonate pathway; isoprenoid biosynthetic process. Bases 161 to 1441 code for a protein of 426 amino acids. The record is from RefSeq and is a predicted model, not a curated record. The transcript has a single exon. Gene Ontology annotation, molecular function: diphosphomevalonate decarboxylase activity; ATP binding. Gene Ontology annotation, cellular component: cytosol.
AAGAAACCCGCAUGUUCAGCGCGUCGCACGAUAUGCCUCGCCCCGAGAUCUGCAAACCACACAUUCACAAAAACAGAACACUUGAGCCGCUUCUUGAUCCACCUCCAUUUUUAACAAACGACUCCAAGAACCCACACCCACACCACCGGCAUUCGUAGAUAUGCUUUCAACGAACCCCCAUGCGUUCGAAGUAACGGUCUCAGCACCCGUAAACAUCGCCGUCGUAAAGUACUGGGGAAAGCGAGACACAUCCCUCCUACUUCCCACCAACUCUUCGCUGUCUCUUACGCUUUCUCAAGAUGACCUCCGCUCGACGACAACAGUACGAGCCGACCCGUCGUUCGAAAGAGAUCGUUUAUGGUUGAACGGGAAAGAAGAGGAUGUAACAAAGAAUAAGCGUAUGGUGAAUGUUGUACGAGAGCUACGCGCCUUGAGACAGCGGAUGGAACAAGACGAUGCGUCAUUAGAAAAACUCUCUGCCCAAAAACUUCACGUGUGUUCCCAAAACAACUUUCCAACGGCCGCAGGACUAGCUUCCAGCGCAAGCGGUUUCGCAGCUCUGACAUUCGGUAUCGCCCACGCAAUAGGCGUAGCCGACAAGGUAUCCAGAUCCGACCUAUCCCGUCUCGCACGACUCGGAUCCGGAUCUGCCUGCAGGAGUUUAUUUGGCGGGUUCGUCGCCUGGGAAAUGGGUUCAAGACCAGAUGGUGUCGACUCUGUCGCCGUCCAAGUAGCCGAUGAAUCCCAUUGGCCAGAUAUGGAAGCCCUCGUUCUCGUAGCAUCAGACGCCCGAAAGGACACUCCAUCGACAGCAGGAAUGCAAUUAACCGUGGAGACCUCUGAACUACUCCAAGAGCGCAUCCGUCAAGUGCCACAACGCAUGCAAGAUAUGAAACAAGCAAUCGCCAACAAAGAUUACGAUGCAUUCGCUGAGCUGACCAUGAUGGAUUCGAAUCAAUUCCAUGCAGUUUGUUUGGACACUUUUCCCCCAAUUACGUACCUCAACGACGUCUCUCGAGCUGUCAUCCACCUCAUUACAGCCUACAACGCAUUGUUCACUGGCGACGGAAGGAGUGGUCGUGGAAAGAAGGGGUAUCGCGCGGCAUAUACAUUUGACGCAGGACCAAAUGCUGUCUUGUACAUUUUGAAGGAGCAUGUUCCAGAGGUAUUGGCCCUUGUCAACAGAUUCUUUCCUCCACCAGAGGGGGAAGGUGAGAGGAAAGAGUACUUUGGACGGGCUGCAAAUUUUAUGGGAUCCGAGAACGUCAAAGCUGUCGAUGACAUGGUUUCCAGAAUUGGUAUGAAACCGCUUGAAAGGGGGAGCUUGAGGAGAAUCAUAAGCACAAGUGUUGGUGAUGGGCCAAGGAUAUUAGCUAGAGGAUGGAACGCCCAUGUUUCGCUUCUUGGCGAAGAUGGACUUCCCAAGACAGAGAUUGCAUAGAACACCACAACGCAACCUAGAAAUAUGAUUUAACGCUAGUUAUUUCCACUUAAUUCUGGCUGGUCGAGGUAGAAAGACAAACAAAAAGUAUAUAUAUAGUGAACGCUAGUGACAGCAAUUACAAAGAGAAAAGGGUCCACAGAAUCUGGACUAUCAACAGAUCACUACGGC